UCCCUGAGAUCUCGUUUUUUCGGCAUUUUACAUUAUCUAUAUAUGUCAACACGAUUAUCUGUUAUCAAAUAAAUUGUAGAAAAUAAAUCACAAAAUGAAAUAUAUUUUCGAUUUCAGACUUCAACUGUAACGACGAAAUUAACAUUUCGUUAAGUUUCACUUUUGGUUUCUUAGAUAAUUCCCAUGACAUCACCUACAUGUUGCUCAUGACGUACCUGCUGGUUUCGUCUAGUCAAUGGUAUCAUAAUGCAAAACGAAAGUUCUGUUCUCGUGAUCAAAUUGGGAAACCCAAAAUAAAGUAGGGUUUCUUCUUUCUUUCACGCGACAUUUCGGGUGUUUGACCACAUACAAUUCUCUAGUGGUGGGCUGUAGAUGGUGGAUUAAUUUGGACAUUUGAAGCUUAUCGCUUUUUCUCAGAAGAAGUUAAUGCAAUAUGGCUGGAAACUCUAUGUCAGUACAAUCCCAUAAUGCUACAGUCCUCAAUGACCUUAAGAUUGGAGACAUGGUGGAGUUCCCAAGAGGCUGGUACUCCCAUUGGGGUGUCUAUUUAGGUGAAGGAAGGAUUGUGCACCUGUCUGGAGGGGACAAUGAUGGUAUUAAUGGGAACAUCAACUCUGGGAGUGUAUUUACUAUCUGUGGAAAGAAUUUCAGCAAAGCCUGGGUGAUGAUUGAUGACUUCUGGAAAAUUGCCCUCAAAUGUAAAGCGAAAAUAAAUAAUGGAAAGGACAGGAAAUGCUCGCCUCGUCAACCACACGAGAUGGUGCGGGUAGCCAUGGAGAUGGUCGGAGAGAUAGGCUACAAUGUUCUGUGGAAUAACUGUGAACAUUUUGCGGCCUUCAUUAGAUAUGGAAAGAAGUGGUCAGAGCAGGCUGAUACAGCCUUAGCAUGGACUGUGGCAGCUGCAAGUACCGUAGCUGUUAGUGGGCUGUUGUACAACUUCUUCAAAGGUCCCGAGGAUAACAAAGAAGCAAAGAAGUAGUGAUCAAAGAAAAAAAAUCAUUCAUUCAUUUAGAAUUUAAGAAAAACAAGAAAAAGAUUCUGAGAUGAACUAUAUGUAGUUCAUGGUCAGCUUUGUAAGUGUGUUCAGAUUUCAAGGUAAUAUGUUUGACAAAGUUUUUAAAAAAUAAUUUUGUCAAAGCUGUGUUAGUUAACUAUGUGUUUAACAACAUUUUUGAUAGGAUGAGCUUCAUUAAACCAGGACACAUUUACAUUAAAUGUAUGAUGUUAAGAAAAAGAUCGUUUUCAUUUAGUUAUAAGAGAGUUUCCAAUGAACAGAUUGUUUUAUUCUGAACCUUGGAUGAUGUCAAGUUUUCUUUUUAAGUAUUUGUGAAAAAUUCAUUUGUGGUUGCUUUUUUAUUUAAGUUGAUUUUUCUCUGUUAUUUAUUAUAUACUGUUUUUUUGUUUAUUAUCUACAAAUUCUGGC
Messenger RNA from Mizuhopecten yessoensis (Yesso scallop), 1423 nucleotides. RefSeq names its product HRAS-like suppressor 2. The record is from RefSeq and is a predicted model, not a curated record. Lineage: Eukaryota; Metazoa; Mollusca; Bivalvia; Pectinida; Pectinidae. Gene Ontology annotation, cellular component: cytoplasm. Gene Ontology annotation, molecular function: A2-type glycerophospholipase activity; glycerophospholipid phospholipase A1 activity. Gene Ontology annotation, biological process: N-acylphosphatidylethanolamine metabolic process. Bases 434 to 979 code for a protein of 181 amino acids. The transcript has 6 exons.